AUGGUGUCCAUGAAAGCAUCAUUGGCUUUUCUGUGGCUUCUUCUUGCCUCUAAUAGAUUUUGUGUCCAAUCGUUUCGCCCGGAUUGGUCGAAUCACCAAACGAGACUUUCUGGAAGCUGCGUCUUCAGUGCGAAAAAUAUUGACCGUCCAAAUACGACCGACAACAAGGCCAUGGCGUUUCUUCGAAGAAUGGGUCGCGUAGGGGGCAAUCGUGAUUUUACGCACGCAAUCGGAAUCGACGAAGGUCCUUCAACCAAGUCCACCGGAAGUGGGAAAAAAAAAAAGAAAGCCGCCUUUCAGUCUUGUGCACUUACAGGUGUCAUUGAUGAUCUCUCAGAACCGUUUCCAACCACCAGUUCCGGAACACAGUGGGCUGGAUACACAGAUCAAGUAAUGGGCGGUGUAUCAACUGGGCAUCUUUGUCGGGAAGAUUUUGACGGACGAACGUCUAACGUUUUGCGUGGCAAAGUCAGUUUGCGCAAUAACGGCGGCUUUAUCCAAAUGGCGACAAAUCUGGCGCACGACGCAAAAGACUCUAGGCUCGUUGAUGCGUCCUCCUUUGACGGCAUAGAAGUAGAUGUACAGUAUCAAGGAGAACAAGAGGAAGAAACAUUCAACAUACACUUGAAAAAUGUUUGCUGCCCGCUCCCGUAUAGCUCAUACCGUGCACGGUUUUCCGUUCCGAAAGGAUCCUGGAUGACAGCUCGGGUUCCAUGGACAGACUUUCGCGGACACGGGCCGGGUGCUUCCGAUAUUCCGUUCUCUUCUAAUUCGCUGACAAGAGCCGGGAUUGUGGCUAUUGGUAAAGAAAUGGAAGUGCUGCUAGCUGUUUCUGGCCUCCGUUUCUACAGAGAAAAAAAUUAAACCCAUUGUAGAAAAAGUUUGUUUAUUUC
This is a messenger RNA of Phaeodactylum tricornutum CCAP 1055/1, 893 nucleotides long. RefSeq lists its product with no specific name. The coding region runs from base 1 to 864 and encodes 287 amino acids. The transcript is spliced from 4 exons. The record is from RefSeq and is a predicted model, not a curated record. NCBI's taxonomy places the organism in Eukaryota, Bacillariophyta, Bacillariophyceae, Surirellales, Neidiaceae.